UGCCCUGCCCUGUCCUCCUAAACUAGCUCGGUUUUCAGGACUUUUAAAAAUGCUGAGGAUAAUCAGGCCGUGUUUGUCUCUGAGGAGUUUUGGGAAGGAGGCAGGCCGGCGCUGGCAUCGCGCUAGCUCCACAAAUGACCUCAUUGAAAACAUGGACAAGAAAGCCACCUGGGACAGAUUUUACACAGAGAAUAGCAAGGGAACAUUCAAGAAUUUUGAGUGGUUCUUUGGCUUCCAUGCAAUCAAAGACUGCAUCCUGCCUCUGCUGCAGACUGCAUCCACUACUGAUGCACCAUUAUAUGUUCUGGAUAUUGGUUGUGGGACCUCAGCAUUGGGACCCUGUAUCUAUAGAUACUCAGAAUGUGCUGUGAAGGUCACGUGUGCUGAUAUCUCCCCAGUGGCAGUGCAACUGAUGCAGGAACAUGCAGAAAACAUGCCAGUACAACCCUGCAACCCAUCCUCCACCCUGGUGUUCCAAGAAUUGGACUGCACAGAACUAGAAAGACACUUUGGGCCAAAGAGCCUGGCUUUAAUAGUGGACAAGGGGACGACAGAUGCAUUGGUGAGAUCUAAGAAAGGGCAAGAGAAGGCUGGUCAGAUCAUAAGGCAAUGUCUGAAGCUGCUGAGACCCUCGGGGAACCUGCUGCAGUUCUCAGAUGAAGAUCCUGAUGCCAGGCUGCUUUGGUUGGAGAAAGAGAGUCGAGGCUCAGAGGUGGCAGCUGAAGUAGGAGUACAUGAAAUUGGAGAGAUUAGAGGGGUCACGUACUUCUGUUAUCAGAUAUCCCCUUGUAUACCCCAACUUUGACACUGAAUAUUCCUGUAUGUCACUUCAACUACCAAAGUUUGUUGUCUUAUCAUUUUGGUUUCUUUCAUUAAACGUCUUUGCACAUUA
Messenger RNA from Pygocentrus nattereri (red-bellied piranha), 892 nucleotides. It is a transcript of the gene cskmt, whose product is annotated as citrate synthase lysine methyltransferase. The transcript is spliced from 2 exons. The coding region runs from base 50 to 805 and encodes 251 amino acids. NCBI's taxonomy places the organism in Eukaryota, Metazoa, Chordata, Actinopteri, Characiformes, Serrasalmidae. The record is from RefSeq and is a predicted model, not a curated record.